AUGCCCUCCAAACAACCCGUGGCCGGGCCAUCCCGCCCCAAACUUUCCACCGCCACCCAAGCACCUCCUCCACCUUCAGUCUCCGGUUUCAACUCCUCCCGGACACAAUGUGCCAUGGCUUUGCCAGUCCUUGGCUCGGCCGACAAAGUCACCGUUUGGGACAUCACAAACAAUCGUGUUGUGUCUGAAUGGCAAGUCGAGGGUGCUGCCAAAGUCGCCACACUCUGUUGGGCAUCAACGCCUAGUCCUACCAGACGGAGAAAGAGAAAGAACAAGGCCAAUGAAUCUCAUGUAAUCGACGAGGAAGUUCUCGUCAUCGCCACGCAGAAUGAAGCCGUCAUCUUCUCACCCAGCCGGUCGGAAGUUGUACAGCGCUUAUCUUUGUCAACACCAGUGACUGCUGCCUGGUCCGACGAUCGCAGAGUCUUAUUGUCCACGGUCUCGUCACUGCUCGUGCUGUCACCUGACUUGUCUUCCAUCUCCUCAACUAUCCCUUUUUCAUCAGGUAUCGCCUCUCCGACAGCAGUUGCCAUUCUGCCCUCUUCCUCCCGUACUACCCUACAUGUCCUCGUCGCCAACACUUCCAUUUCUUGCAUUCAUGUAGACCUCGAAUCUGCCCAAGUCACACACACCUCGUCACCUCUACCUGCGUCCACAUCUACCGUCUCUUCCAUUCUACCUCUCCCUUUUUCACCAGUCGGGUAUUCAUUCCUCGUCGUGUCAGAGGAUGACCGAAUUGUCUCCCAAUAUACUCUCAAGACGCCCACAGCGCCGCUGAAACUAUCAUACCGCUUUGCCUCCCCGAUCCUUUCACCUGCUCACUCUGUAGCCCUCUCACCUACCUAUCUAUCGGUGCUGCACUCUUCGGGCGAGAUUUCUGUCUUUCCUGUUCCUACUGAACUUGACCUCGUUCGACCAAAAUCCGAUUCCAACCCUUCUUCCGUCAAAGUGGUAGAAGGCAAGGAUGAACGACAAGCUCGAGUCUGUCGUCUCACGUUUGCUCCCGACUCGGAGACCCCAAGUACGCUGCUUUGUGGACGGCUGACCGGUGGCGGCCGUGUCACUUGGCAUCGUGCCGUCCUCGAACACCCGGAAGGGGGGUUGAAAAAAUUGGUCACGGUCAAAUGUGAAGCUCAAGACCUGGUCAAUGUCAAUGGGUCAGUCAAUAAUAUCGCCCCUCAUCGUUUCGCUGCUCCCACCGGUGUGGUUGAAGCUCCUCCCGAUGACAUCGAAGACGAAACCUCUGCUCGAUUGCCGAAUGAUGUGCAUGUAGCCGACUUGUCCCUCGGUGAACGUUUGUUAGCUCUUCCAGACGCUGCGGCUGCGCCCAUCGUCAAUGGGGAUGCGGCUCCAACCAAGGCCAUCUCUGCUCCUGUGGGCCCAGUCAACGCUUCUUCUUUAACUCGACUUUUAGUCCAAGCGCUGCACACUUCCGACCCUGCGCUACUGGCCAUGUGUCUUGCUCAUCGCAAUCCGACGCUCGUUAGGAACACGAUCCGCAAAAUGCCUGCUCAAUUGGCUCUUCCCUUGCUCAAAGCAUGCGUCGAGCGGUUGGGGCAAGGAAAGGGUGCCAACAAACGCGGCGGUGGAAGGGGUGUCUCUCAGUCGGAGCAACAGGCUAGGGGUACCGUAGAGUGGGUCAAAGGUGUGCUAGUAGAACGGGGAGCAUUGUUGAUGACUAUGCCAUCUUUACCCAUACACCUGGCUGCGCUCUCUCAGCUUCUGUCUGCUCGUCUGCAGCUGUACCAGCCUCUCCUCUCAUUAUCGGGUCGACUCGACCUCGCGUUGACUCAAAUUACCAUGCGACGUCUCGCCACUCAGCAAGGGCAGGGACACAUCGGCGGUGAUGCCAACGAGGCAGUACGGUACGUUGAAGGCGAGAGCGAUGAGGACGAGAUUCCGAUUGAAGCAAGCCAUGAUGACGAGGUCGAAAACAUUGGGAUCCUUAUGAAUGGCACCGCAAACGCGCAGGAUGAUCAAGAAUCCGAUGAGGAAGAAGAAGAUGAUAGCGACGACGAUGUACUCACGUCAGAUUCAGAGGACGGGCGAAGUGAAGUUGUCGAAGGUGUGGAGGAGAGCGAUGAGGAAGGUCUAUCCGAAGAGGAUUAA
Molecule: messenger RNA, 2109 nt
Organism: Tremella mesenterica DSM 1558
Lineage: Eukaryota; Fungi; Basidiomycota; Tremellomycetes; Tremellales; Tremellaceae
Exons: 4
Coding region: 1-2109 (702 amino acids)
Biological process (GO): maturation of SSU-rRNA from tricistronic rRNA transcript (SSU-rRNA, 5.8S rRNA, LSU-rRNA)
Cellular component (GO): nucleolus
Molecular function (GO): protein binding
Source: RefSeq, a predicted model, not a curated record